CUUGUAAAUGCAUUGCAUUAUAAAUGUGCUGAAGGUUUCGGAAGCUACAUUGCGCUGAGGUGAAAUUCAAGGAGUACUUGCAGGUUGUCAGGUCGCGUACAAAGAUGCAUCAUACAGCACUCUGUUUGUUUUCUCUUUUAUGUGUAUUAUCUGGAACAUAUGGUGGUAAAGUGCUGGUAUUUCCACUAGAUGGAAGUCACUGGGUGAACAUGAAGGUCCUUAUUGAGGAACUGCAUAGGAAAGGUCACAAUGUGACAGUGGUAAGACCUUCCAACAGUUGGUAUAUCAAAGAGGAGUCUCCUUUCUACAGUUCUAUCACAAUUCCAAACACAGGAGGAUUUGAUGAGGAGUUUACUGGUUUAUUGAUCAACCGUCUCUUGGAAAUUAAAAGAGGAGGGUAUUUUGUUCUGAACAGUGUUCGUCUGGAGUUUGAAAUCAUGAUGAAGUUUAAAACCAUGCAUGAAGAAAUGUUGCAGAUGAUGGACAGAAUGUUAGAAGAUGAAAAAAUUAUGAACUCCAUCGAAGAUGCUAAAUUUGACGUGGUGCUAGCAGACCCAGCUGUUGGUGGUGGUCCAAUCCUAGCUUACAAGUUUAAUAUUCCUCUAGUUUUCAAUGUUCGGUGGACAAUUCAUGGAGAGGGACAUUUCGCUAUUGCUCCUUCUCCUCUGUCUUAUAUCCCUGUUCCAGGAGUAGAGCUUACAGACAAGAUGUCCUUCCUACAACGUGUCAAGAAUGUUUUGACAUACUUUAUCAGCCAGAUCCAAAUGGAAAUUAUGGUUCAACCCAUCUAUGCACCUUUCUGUCACAAACAUUUUGGCCCCAAUGUUACAUAUUUCUCACUUUUCCAGGAUGCAGAUAUUUGGCUCAUGAGGAAUGACUUUACCUUUGAGUUUCCACGACCUACAAUGCCCAAUAUUGUCUAUAUGAGUGGUUUCCAGUGUACACCUGCCAAGCCGCUUCCAAAUGAUCUUGAAAAGUUUGUUGAAAGCUCUGGAGAGCAUGGAGUCAUUGUCAUGUCUUUAGGCACUCUUAUUGCUCAACUUCCACAAGAUAUCACUGAUGACAUAGCAGCGGCUUUUGCAGAGCUUCCUCAAAAAGUGAUCUGGAGGUAUACAGGACCACGACCUGUGACUCUUGGUAACAACACCUUACUUGUAGAAUGGCUCCCCCAGAAUGACCUGCUCGGACAUCCUCAGAUUAAAGUAUUUGUGGCACAUGGAGGAACCAAUGGACUUCAGGAAGCCAUCUACCAUGGAGUGCCCAUCUUGGGUCUACCUUUAGUUUUCGAUCAGCCUGAUAAUCUCUUCAGAAUGGAAGCAAAAGGGACAGCAAAAAUUGUAGACAUUGCAACUUUGGACAAGACUGUCUUUCUGGAAGCAUUAAAGGAGGUUUUGUAUAAUCCGUCUUACAAAGAGAACAUGCAGCACCUGUCCAAGCUGCACCACGACCAGCCAAUGAAACCUCUUGAUCGUGCCAUCUUCUGGAUUGAGUUUGUCAUGAGGAAUAAAGGAGCUCCUCAUUUACGGACACAGUCUUUCAGAAUGUCCUGGAUUGAGUAUCAGUCCAUAGAUGUUAUUUUGACAUUAAUGGUGAUGGCUUUUGUAUUUGCAUUGGUGACUGCAUAUGCAAUGAAAUAUUUUUGCCUUUGUGUAUUCAGAAAGAAAGUAAAGCGUGAGUGACAUAUUGGCUGAAUAUCUGUUUAUUUGAAAUUUUCGAAUUUAAGAAGCAUUAUUUUAAUCCAGUGCAUAAAACUGAAAUGAUCAUUCAGAACAAAUACACAAUUGUCCCUGAAAUGAUGGUUCAGCAUCAGACAUUCAACAAGCAAUACUGAACAGAUUACAGAUUACAACUAGCUUCUGCAUUGUGUGAAUGCUGUGAAAGUCAAAGAUUAAGAUUAAGACAGUGUAAUGUAUCCUUAUUCUUGAACUUAGUAACAAGGUUUAGGAAGCAGCGUAUUACUAAACAACUGAAAUAUAGACUAAUGCCUAGUAUUUUAGGAAAUUCAUGGUGAUUUUUUUUCUGUAGCAUAUUAAUUCAGAUUAUAUACUUCCCUAAUGAAUGUAAAAUUGCAUAAAAAAUGCUUAAGGGAAAUGCCAGGAUGUGCAUACAUUUUAAAAAUGUGCAUUAAAAAAUACUUGUAGGCUAAACUAUGAUGAUAACACAUUUACCUAAUAAAUUCCAGCAAGUUUUGAUUUUGUAAUAACAGAUCAUGUGAUAUCAAAAAUAGGUGAGGUCAGAAGGCAUUGAUAUACAAACUACAGCGAAACGACCAAAUUGUAAAACAUCUAAAAUGUUGUUUUGGUCAUUCUAAACCCUACACCCUUAGCCAAAGUCUAUCAUUAAAUUGAAAUUGGAUUGGUAAUACCUCCCAGAACUGUCUUGAAUGUCUCCAAAAGCCAGUUAUGACUGCAUUCACUGAGUUUGAUUUACUGUAUGUCUUCUGAAAUGCAAGUAAUUUAUUAUAUAUGAAAAAAGGCCUACAGUUGAUUCUCCUAAUGCAGCAAAUUUCAUUUUGUCUUUUUGCCCCCAGUUUAUCAUGAAGUAACGAUUUUGCUCUCUUUGAUUCAUUGUUUGGUAGUAGUGGUUAAUAUGCAAAUGUUUUAUGUGAUGUUCCAGGUUUGUGAAUAAAUCUAAUCCACAUCUUUGGAUGGAAACUU
Danio aesculapii is the source of this 2657-nucleotide messenger RNA. It is a transcript of the gene ugt5a1, whose product is annotated as UDP glucuronosyltransferase 5 family, polypeptide A1. Bases 105 to 1679 code for a protein of 524 amino acids. Gene Ontology annotation, molecular function: UDP-glycosyltransferase activity. The record is from RefSeq and is a predicted model, not a curated record. NCBI's taxonomy places the organism in Eukaryota, Metazoa, Chordata, Actinopteri, Cypriniformes, Danionidae. The transcript is spliced from 2 exons.